UUCAUUAUUUGCCUGACGGUAUUAAUUCUCCUCUCCGAUCUCCAACCUUUUUUUCGACAAAAAUCCACAACCACAGUUUUGUUGGAUGGGUAUUGCAGUUGAAUCUUUCUUUGAUUGGAAACUCUCUAGAGAUGAUUUAAUAACGGUAUUUGUUGAUUGAUUUAUCUUGCUUUCAAUGAUUGUUAUACGGUACCUCCUAGCCAAAUUCGGAAUAUUUUCUCAUGGGAUUGAUCCUAAGAUGGCCGAUAAGAACCCAAAAUCCCUUGGCUUUACCUGUCGGAAACCCGUCUUGUUCUUGUUCACAAUUGCCCCGCUCCUAUUCCUCGUCUCCUGGUUCUUCCUUCUGGCUUCCACCGAUCGCCCCCAUUUCAUGCAGCGCAAGAACACCAUUCCUAUAGGUCAAAAUUAUGAUGGCUCUUCAAACCAAGAAAUUAAUUCCUCCCAGCCUCAAGAAGAAAAAGAGCAACAAGAUCUUCAGCUUCGGAAAUGUGAUCCUAGCAGAGCAAUGUUGAAGGUUUUCAUGUAUGAUUUACCUCCUGAAUUCCACUUUGGGCUAUUGGAUUGGAAGCCUGAGGGCGACAGUGUCUGGCCUGAUAUUGCCACCAGCAUUCCUGAAUAUCCUGGUGGGCUGAAUCUGCAGCACAGCAUAGAGUACUGGCUGACAUUGGAUCUUCUGUCUUCAAGAUUCGCCGACAGGCUUAGCCCUUGUACUGCUGUGAGAGUUUUGGAUUCUCGCGACGCCGAUGUUGUGUUCGUGCCAUUCUUCUCAUCUUUGAGUUUCAAUCGCCAUUCUAAGAUUGUUCCCCCGGCGAAAGUUAGUAGGGACAAGUUGUUGCAGGACAGGUUGGUGAAGUUCUUGACAGCUCAGGAUGAAUGGAAGAGGUCCGGGGGGAGAGACCACAUAAUUCUGGCUCACCAUCCUAAUAGCUUGCUAGAUGUUAGGAUGAAAUUGUGGCCGUGCAUGUUCAUCCUGUCGGAUUUUGGAAGGUAUCCUCCAAAUGUAGCUAAUGUUGAAAAAGAUAUUAUUGCUCCUUACAGACAUGUGAUCAACAGUUUUGUGAAUGACUCAUCUGGCUUUGAUGACCGUCCAACUUUGCUGUUUUUCCGGGGAGCCAUCUACAGAAAAGAUGGCGGCUUCAUUCGACAAGAGUUAUUUUAUCUCCUUAGAGAUGAGAAGGAUGUGCAUUUCGCAUUUGGGAGUAUAAAGGGUGAUGGGAUCAAUGAAGCUAGCCAAGGAAUGCAUUCAUCCAAAUACUGCCUCAACAUUGCAGGCGACACUCCAUCUUCAAAUCGCUUAUUUGAUGCCAUAGCCAGCCACUGUGUUCCUGUCAUCAUUAGUGACGAGAUUGAACUUCCAUUUGAAGACAUCAUUGACUAUUCCGAAUUCUGUGUAUUUGCAAGGGGUUCUGAUGCAGUCAAAAAGGGCUUCCUGUUGAAACUGAUCAGAAGCAUAAGCCGGCAGGAAUGGACCCGAAUGUGGAAAAAACUGAAGGAAGUGGAGGGCUACUUUGAAUUUCAGUUCCCAUCUCAGAAAGAUGAUGCUGUCCAAAUGAUUUGGCAGGCAGUGACCAGAAAGGUACCUGCAAUGCGAUUGAAGAUGCACAGAUUGGGACGAUUCUCUCGGCUUAACAUUGGGAAAUCAGAGUGACAUUCUGAAGCAUCUUAUACUGAGAAAUGGUCGACUGUAAUUGGAGUUUCGACUUGUUGCUCAACGCUGACAGAAUACUUUGAGAAUGGAUGAUCUCUGGUCCAUCUUACAUUAGAAGACCAGCAUUCAAAUACCUUUUAUUCUUGAUUCUUGCCUCUAGGUUGCUAUUGAGACCAACAGUACAAAGUCCAUCAACUGUGGCAGUGAUUAUUGUAAUUGACAUUGUUUUUGUUCCCCAACUCAACAUGUCUUUGAAUUGUUGUUCACUUUUUUGUAAGUUGCGGCCCAUAGAUAGUGUGCCUCGUAUGGCAUCAGCCUGUUGGCUUUUACUUCAAACGAGAGAAAAGCGAGCAAGUGCUUAUUAUUUU
This is a messenger RNA of Elaeis guineensis (African oil palm), 2016 nucleotides long. RefSeq names its product probable arabinosyltransferase ARAD1. The record is from RefSeq and is a predicted model, not a curated record. NCBI's taxonomy places the organism in Eukaryota, Viridiplantae, Streptophyta, Magnoliopsida, Arecales, Arecaceae. Gene Ontology annotation, molecular function: glycosyltransferase activity.